Messenger RNA from Erpetoichthys calabaricus (reedfish), 6177 nucleotides. It is a transcript of the gene mki67, whose product is annotated as marker of proliferation Ki-67. The record is from RefSeq and is a predicted model, not a curated record. Bases 356 to 6040 code for a protein of 1894 amino acids. The transcript has 16 exons. Gene Ontology annotation, molecular function: protein binding. Gene Ontology annotation, cellular component: chromosome; nucleus. NCBI's taxonomy places the organism in Eukaryota, Metazoa, Chordata, Cladistia, Polypteriformes, Polypteridae. Gene Ontology annotation, biological process: regulation of chromosome segregation; regulation of mitotic nuclear division.
AGAGCGCAACUCAGAAAUGCACAUUAAUAUUACUCUCAGCUCCAAGAUGUGAAGAUUGCCUUUGGGGCUUGGUAGCUGUUAUCACAUGGAAGUGUUGGUCUUGAGCCGCGGAGUGAUAUAUUAUGUACGUCAGAUAGUGAAACGGCUACGCACAGGGUUGGCCGCGCUUUGAGACGUUGAGCCCGACUCAAUGAACUGUUUCGUGUAAUGCGGCAAUGGUUUAAUUCCUAGUUUUUUGGUUUUUUUUACAUCACCUUGUUUUUUUAGGACAGUGUGAUUUUCUGAGUUUAUAUGGAUUUUGAUAUCUCGUGUUGUAUUUUACGAUAAACAGGUAAGCUGAUUUUAACUGACCAAGAUGACGGUGCAUGGGAAAAUUGUAAUUAUAAAGAGAAAUGGAAGUGAUGGGACAGAAUUCCCGCUAACGAUGCCUUUAUGCAUGUUUGGAAGGAAACCAGAUUGUGAUAUUCGCAUUCAACUACCCCAUGUUUCUAAAGAACACUGUAAACUGGAAAUUAAUGAAAAUAAGGCAGUAAUUUUAACUAACCUGAGCUUGGUUAAUCCAACUUGUGUGAAUGGAAAUAUUGUACCAGAACCUAAACAAUUGAAGCACGGAGAUAUAAUAACUAUUAUUGAUCGUUCUUUCAGGUUUGAAUAUCCCAAUGCUACUCCUAGGAAGAGAAGAUCAACUGCAGGAAACAAAACUUUACAGGUGAAGGAAACUGUUGGCCAUUUAUCUGAAAACAAGAGUGAAUUUACAGCUUUGAUUUCAGGUACAGCUGAUGAAUUGAAUGAUGAAGUGGAGCAAAAGAAUGAGUCUGAAAACCCUAACGCCACACCAGCUAAUUUGGCAGUUGAAGCACAUAAGCAGAAGAUAUUGGAUGGAUCAUCUCCAUUUAGUCAACUUUAUAAAAUGCUUAAAAAUCAGAUUGAGGCUAAUGACAAAAGUAACAUCCAUUUAACUGAUGGUAAGCCACCUAGAAAUGUUUCAGACAGUGCCAGUUUGCUGGUCCAGUCACCAAAGCGUAAAUCUCAGAAAAUAUUGCAAAGUAAAGUCUUGGAAAUGGAGAUAUUGGAGAAUAAGCAGGAAAAUCCAUGUUUGUCAUUGAAAGCUAAUGAUAUUUCAUUGGAAAAAGUAGUCUCUGGCAGAAGGAGUCAAAGAAGCAGCUGUAAUUCCUUGGGUUCUGACAAAAGACUGGCAGAAUCCUGGAGUAUAGACCCUCAAGAAGUUAAAGCAGAAACACCAAAUACCAGAAGAAAAAGUAACAUAAUACAGCAUUUAGUUCCUAAUGCAGAUCGUGAAAAUCAAGUACCUGACAAUGGCAAGGAGAGUGAAGUACUUGAAACUCCUAAAACAUGUUGGCGUUCAGGGACAUCUUCAAGUUUAUCUAAUUUUGUAGUAUCUGAUUCUUCUGUUUCAGAGCCCCUUGUUUCAAAAGAAACCCCUUCACUUGGAACCCCUAAAUCCUCAAGUAAGGGUCGUGGCAGAAAGUCACUGAAAUCUUCCAGCUUGUCUUGUAUAGAUGUCCUGAGUAAUGAAGUGCUGUCUACAAACAAUGGCGUAGCUGAGAGCACAACCAGUACCCAGGAAUUACUCUUGAAACAAGAGGAUGGGAGAAAGAACCUUUCUGAAAGCUAUCAAAGCCGUGCAUCUAUAAGAGGUGACAAUAAUAAGACUAGGCGAAGCUCACAGGUUAUACACAGAAGAUCUCUAAGUGCAAGUGAAGUUUUACAAGCAAUUCAGGAUUCACAUUUGACUGAGGUUUCAGAUUCAAUAAGUGAACAAAAUCAUGAAUCAUGCAAUGUAAAAACCAGAAGGAGCUUUAAAGCUGAAAUAGUAGCAUCCCAAGUAAAUUCUCCCAAGCAGGAUUCUAUCUCUCCUAGUCUCAGAACUAGGUCAGCAUCCCCUGCAAAGGUAAAGCAAUUACCUCAGAAAGCUCUUCUGCAGCUACCAGCAACAAGCCAUACAAACAGUCCUACACCAGCCAUUCAGUCCCCUAAAAGUGAAACUAAGAAAGUUUUGUCAACACCGAGGAGAUCCAGCAGUCUAGCUGCUGCCAUUAAAUCCCCUGAAAGUGAAACAGAGGCUGUUUUACCAACACCAAGGAGACCAGGCCGUCCUGCAGCUUCCACUAAAUCACCUAAAAGUGAAAUGGAGGCUGUUUCCUCAACACCAAGGAGAGCCAACAGUUCUGUAGCAGCCAUUCAGUCCCCUAAAAGUGAAACUAGGAAGGUUUUGUCAACACCAAGGAGAUCCAACAGUCCUGCAGCUGCAAUUAAAUCGCCUGAAAGUGAAACGGAGGCAGUUGUGUCAACACCAAGGAGACCAGGCCGUCCUGCAGUUGCCACUAAAUCCCCCAAAAGUGAAACAGGGGUAGUUUUGUCAACACCAAAGAGAUCCAACAGUCCUGCUGCAGCCAUUCAGUCCCCUAAAAGUGAAACUAAGGCAGUUGUGUCAACACCAAGGAGAUCCAACAGUCCUGCAGCUGCAAUUAAAUCUCCUGAAAGUGAAACGGAUGCAGUUGUGUCAACACCAAGGAGACCUGGGCGUCCUGCUACUGCCACUAAAUCCCCCAAAAGUGAAACGGGGUUAGUUGUGUCAACACCAAGGAGAUCCAACAGUCCUGCAGCUGCAAUUAAAUCGCCUGAAAGUGAAACGGAUGCAGUUGUGUCAACACCAAGGAGACCUGGGCGUCCUGCUACUGCCACUAAAUCCCCCAAAAGUGAAACGGGGUUAGUUGUGUCAACACCAAGGAGAUCCAACAGUCCUGCAGCUGCAAUUAAAUCGCCUGAAAGUGAAACGGAGGCAGUUGUGUCAACACCAAGGAGACCUGGGCGUCCUGCUACUGCCACUAAAUCCCCCAAAAGUGAAACGGGGUUAGUUGUGUCAACACCAAGGAGAUCCAACAGUCCUGCAGCUGCAAUUAAAUCGCCUGAAAGUGAAACGGAGGCAGUUGUGUCAACACCAAGGAGACCUGGGCGUCCUGCUACUGCCACUAAAUCCCCCAAAAGUGAAACGGGGUUAGAUAUGUCAAGACCAAGGAGAUCCAACAGUCCUGCAGCUGCAAUUAAAUCGCCUGAAAGUGAAACCGAGGCAGUUGUGUCAACACCAAGGAGACCUGGUCAUCCUGCUACUACCACUAAAUCCCCCAAAAGUGAAGAGGAAAUCUCACCACGUAAGAGAUCUGUGAGCAGUGUGACCAGAGGGAUGAUGCUGGAAGCUGGAGAGAUUACUGGAGAAAAUGAUACAGUGCCUUCUCCUACUUCUAAUCAAAUCUCAACACGAAAGCGGAGGAGUGGAGAGCAUUUUGCGAAGUUAUCAGAGCCUCCUACAAAGAGGAAGAGAGUUUCUUUUGGUGGACAUUUAAGUCCAGAAAUAUUUGACAGACGUUUACCACCAAAUUCGCCACUGAAAAAAGGUGCUGCCCCACUUAGACUGAGUUUAUCAGUGAUGAAGAAGAAGAAGAAGACCAUUACUAAACCUAGCAGAUAUUCAAUUUCUGUGGUUGGCUCUUCUAUGAUGAAGGAAACUUUAGAGUCUUCUGCAGAGGAUAAAUCUAUUAAGAAGUCCUCUCCUGGCAGAUUGCUGCCUAAAGCUAGCAGUACUCCUCAUAAAUCGAAGACUCCAUCGCCUUGCCAGAAAUCAACUAAUAAGUUGACACAAAGUGUGACACCAGAUGUGAUUGUGUCUGCAUCAGCUGCUGAAAUUGUGGUGAACAAUUCUGUUGAAUCUUUAGUUAAAACGCCAUCUCCUGGCACAAGAGCACGUAGAAAUGCAGCUAACAUAGAGUCUGAAUCUGUGACAAAAGUAAAGGGAUCAUCUUUCAGUAACAGGAGAUCUUUGCAAGAUAGUAAAUCUGUCUCCUUUGUUUCAGAAGGAUCACCAUUGAGAAAACCAGUAGAUGACUUAACAUUCCCUUCACCAAGUAAUAAACUGAGUGACUCUAAUAAAAACAGUACAAAGUUAGGUAUAUCUUUAAGUGACUCCCCAAGAUCUUCUCCUAGGACAAAGUCAGUAGUUGAUCCUGGCCAAUCUCAUGUAAAUUCCAUCAGCACUCUUCAGAUAUCCCCUAGGAAUAAACAACUCGGUGGAUCUGAAUCAACACCAGACAAGAAGCACCUUGUUGUAAUGGGUACACCUCGUUCAUCUCCUAGGAAUCGUUCAUUAAUUAGCUCUUCUGGUACUAACAAAGCUGCUGUUGCAGACAGUGUUAAUCUAGCCUCACCUAAAAGGAGGUCAUCUCCUAGUGUCUCAACAGCACCUAGUGAGUCCAAUGAAGGAACACCAUAUGUUCGUGGUCGUUUCUCAAUUUCGAGAAUACAUACACCUUCACCCAGUACUGAAGAAAAUGCUCCAAAAAAUGUUAAUGCAAAUAAAAACAUUAACUUCACUCCCAAACAUGUUCAAGAACGAAAAAGCUUGUCCUCUACUGCAAAGAAGUCUAUUACUAAAAGUCGCCGAAAGAGUGCUAUUUUUGGUUCUGUACGUACAAGACGAAGUGGUGUACUACAGUCAAGCCUGUUCGCAAAAAAAUCCUGGGCAGACAUCGUUAAGCUUGGUGUUGCAAAAACCAAGACAGUGGCAGCUGCGAGGAAACUUUCUUCUCGAAAAAAGCACGUAAAAAAAGUGUCUUCUAAAGUUCAAAAGACACCUGUUCGGAAGAUAAAGGAACAUUUUAGUACUGGUCACGCAGAGUCCCCAGCCACAAUUGUUAUUGGCAGAGCACAUAGAUCUGUGCAAGUAGUAGGUCAAGCACCUCGUCUCGUCCAAAAUGUGGCUUUGUUGAAGAAUAUGGAAAUGAAUGAAAGUUUUACAGGAAUUGAUAUAUUGUUUAGUACACCACCCACCUAUAAAGUAAAAAGAUCUUCAAGACGCUCCAGAGAUCUUGAGGUUCCUGAUAUUACUUCAGUGUCUCCUUCUGAAGCUUCAACUAUGAAAACCCCUGAGGAGACAGGAGAAAUGGUAGUGUCGCCUUUAAGUCUUCCUAGUACUUUCAGACGUGGAAGGUACAACAGAGAAGCUGUUUCACGUCUUCUCCAAGAAGAGUACAACGGUGCAGAGUCUCCUAGCAAACCACUGAAUAGAUCAGCGUCAAGAAACAUUAAAACAUCCAUCAUAAAUAUUGAAAAUCCUAUGACAUCGGACCAAAAAUUAGAUUCUUUGGAAAACCUGAGAGGAAUAGCAAAGCUAGUGCAGACUCCAAAGCAAAAAACAGUUGUACAGUAUUCUGAGAUUAAGGAUGUGAAAAGAAGUAUGAAAACCCCAAAGAAGAAAUCUGAUUCUGUAGAAGAUUUUGUUGGGCUGAAGAGAAUUAUGCGGACUCCAAAAGAUAAAGUAACUGUAGAAGACUCUGAAGUCCUUAAGGGUGUUAAAAGGAUCAUGAAAACUCCAAAGCAGAAAUCUGAUCCAGUAGAACAUUUUUUUGGGCUGAAGAGAAUUAUGAGGACUCCGAAACAAAAAGCAACUGUAGAAGACUCUACUAAAGCCCUUGAGGGUGUUAAAAGGAUCCUGAGAACACCAAAACAAAAGUCUGAGCAUGUAGAAGAUCUCCGUGGACUUAAGAGACUCCUGCGCUCACCUAAAGAGCCAAAAGUAUUUAUUGAGGAUCUAACAGGAGUAAAAACAAUUAUGAGUACUCCAAAGCAAAAAAGUCAGCCAGUUGAAGACAUGAUUGGUAUAAAGAGAAUAAUGACUACUCCUAAACAAAAGGGAAGUCCCGUUGACCGUGCUUUUGGAAUUAGUAGAAUUAUGAAAUCUCCAAAGCAGAAACACUCUCCAGUGAAAGACUUUGCUGGAUUGACUAGUCUAUUUGCAGAACCCCAGCAAACUGGAGGCCAGACAAUAAACACAGAGCUGUUGAAAACAAAAAGCACAAGGCAGUCCAGAAGAUUUUCUAAAGAGCAUCAAGAAGGACUAACACCUUCACAUAAAGCAGAAUUAAUACUGGAAAAGCCAACAAGUCCAAAGACUGUAAAUGAACCUGCACCAGUUGCAUCUGCAUCAGAUUAUUCUGAAAAAAACUGUUGCAGUUUCAGCUGCUAGUGUGCAGUCAUGUUUCUCUCCUCCCAAGUCUAGAAAAUCUCCAAGAGGCAAUAGAAUCUCUUCGGAUAUUCUGCCUAAUGCUCCUUUACCUGUGCAAAAUGACACUUCUGAUGGUAAUCUGCUUGUGUCUGCUUGUC